AUGCUCAACUUCAAACCCACUCCUCACAAAGUCGUCCAUCCCAAUCGAACAAUAACAACAUCCUCCUCAAUAAUCAAACUCAUCCUCUUAUGUCUCCUCAUCUUCACCCUCCUCACACCGUGUCUAGCAGACCGCAGCGACACCAAAAUAGCCAACGCCACCGUGACCUACGACCGGGACACACCAGAUGAGAACCUCACCAUGAUCUGGGACUGGGAUAUGGCCGAGACUGUGAGGGUUUCUGCGGGGCAUAGUAGGGUUCUUUCGAAGCCUCUGGGAAGGAAAGGGAUUAUUGUUCUGGGUGCUGGGGUUGUUGGGGCUUUUUUGGGUUGGUGA
Messenger RNA from Aspergillus tubingensis, 336 nucleotides. RefSeq lists its product as uncharacterized. The coding region runs from base 1 to 336 and encodes 111 amino acids. The record is from RefSeq and is a predicted model, not a curated record. Lineage: Eukaryota; Fungi; Ascomycota; Eurotiomycetes; Eurotiales; Aspergillaceae. The transcript has a single exon.